AUGACGAAAGAGGUUCAACCGCAAAAUAUGACCCUCCACCUUGUCGGCGUGGGCGUUAGCCAUUCUAUUGCCCCUGCAAUGCACAACUCCAUUGCCAAAUCCCUCGGCCUUCCAUGGACUUUCUAUGCCACUGAGUGUCCAACAAUGAAUGAUCUACUCCAAAUCGCCAGGGAACGAACUACGGCUGGCCUGGUAGUGACUAUGCCAUACAAGAAUUCAAUCAUGAAGCAUCUCGACGAGUUGGAUGACUUGUCUCGCAUGAUCGGGGCUUGCAACAAUGUCUACUACAAAGAUGGAAAUCCUAGAAGGUUGUGUGGCACCAACACCGACUGGCAAGGCAUCAAGGGCUGUCUGCUGGAGCGAGGUGACGAGAAUGAGAGACCAUCCGCAGAAUCACCUGCAGCAGCAUUGAUCGUCGGGGCUGGAGGAGCCAGUCGUGCAGCUGUUUAUGCUUUGAUGGUGCAUCUGCACUGCCCAACGAUCUAUGUCUUGAACAGGGAUGAACAGGAGGUGAUGGAUCUUAUCGAUGAUUCAAAGAAACUGCCAAUUAUACCCAAAGUCGUCCACAUAAAAACGAUGGAUCAAGCCAAAGAAUCAGACAGUCCGUACUAUGUCGUCGGUACAGUCCCCGAUAUCGAGCCAAAAACCAAAUUCGAGGUGGCCAUGGCUUCGAUGCUCGAGUCGUUUUUGUCUCGGCCCAAGAAAGGUGUGUUGUUGGACAUGUGCUUCAAGCCUCGGAGGACCAGAAUGAUCAAGCUUGCGGAGAAGUUGGGUUGGCCGUGUGUGGAGGGCACGCAUGUCAUCGGCUAUCAGAUCGAGGAGCAGUGGCGGCUAUGGGCCGGAGAGGAUUGCAUCGAGAAACUUGACCAAAAGGAGGCAUGGAAAGUGCUAUUGAAAGCUGCCGAUGAAAGUAAAGGGAUCAACUUUUGA
Messenger RNA from Penicillium alfredii, 930 nucleotides. Its product is annotated as shikimate dehydrogenase family protein. NCBI's taxonomy places the organism in Eukaryota, Fungi, Ascomycota, Eurotiomycetes, Eurotiales, Aspergillaceae. Gene Ontology annotation, molecular function: shikimate 3-dehydrogenase (NADP+) activity. The coding region runs from base 1 to 930 and encodes 309 amino acids. The record is from RefSeq and is a predicted model, not a curated record. Gene Ontology annotation, biological process: shikimate metabolic process; chorismate biosynthetic process. The transcript has a single exon.